Molecule: messenger RNA, 4145 nt
Organism: Rhopilema esculentum
Lineage: Eukaryota; Metazoa; Cnidaria; Scyphozoa; Rhizostomeae; Rhizostomatidae
Biological process (GO): regulation of transcription by RNA polymerase II
Cellular component (GO): nucleus
Molecular function (GO): DNA-binding transcription factor activity, RNA polymerase II-specific; RNA polymerase II cis-regulatory region sequence-specific DNA binding
Source: RefSeq, a predicted model, not a curated record
GUCUGAUCGUGGCUCUAUCCGUCUGCAAAUUAAAUCAGCGGACAAUGCUUGUGUAAUUGAACCAUCAGUAGACGGAGCAUCGUGUUAAAAAACUGAGUGUAAUGAAAUGAUGUAAACAGUUAAAUAGUCUGUUUGGUGAGUCCAACGCUGUCUCCGGUACGUUGCAAAACUCAAGGCUCUUCGACCCGAGUAACAUACAUGGCCAAAGUUUUAUGGACGUUUUCUCUGAAGAAAGCAACCUACUAAGCAGUUACUAUUAAAUUCGGCGAUAACCUCUUCAUUGGACCUCAAAGACAGCGUAGAAGAGGAUUUCAUCACCCUUAAUUUGAUGGUUUACAUUUAAUUCCUGACACAUGUUUGCUAAAGAUUGAUACGAACUAAGACCGUAGCUUGUUCCCCGUGCAGUACUUCAUUUAGAACGUCUUGAACUACGGGAACGGAGUUGCCAUCAAAGAAGAAGUUAUUCUGGUGUAAAAGUAGGGAGCGUUACAUUCACAAAUCUAACGAAAAGCCAUUAUCAGGAACUUUUUGACUACAACGAACUGACGCUGGUUUCAACGAGAAAUAAAGAAGAAUAUUUUGUCUACCAGUUGCUUAACGGCAAAUUGUACUAUAUUCUUGGAUUAAAACAAUUACUACAAUUUCAACCCUUGUUUUAGGUUAAAGAAGUUCUUUGCGAAUGAACAUACUUGAUUAAACGAGUUGUUUAGGGUUUGGAUAAGUUAAAUCAAGUUUGAUUUCUCUCAGAAAGUUGCAUUUUAUCAUCAGCUGAAUAAUUCAUUAAUGCGAGACAGACAAGUAAAGAAGACAGCACAACGAUAAAAAUAAUAAAAUAACUGAAGACAACCUUUCUUGAAGCGACAGUUUUAUCAAUCUCACAACAAAAAUUUUUCGAAUAGAAGUUUUAAGCAGGAAAGUCAAGUUUUUAGAACCAUGUACCCAAUGUCCAACAUGCAUCAUUUGCCAACAAGAGACUUGAGUUCCUGCCGCUACAGUUGCCACAGCUAUGCUCAUACGUUACAAUAUUUUCCAAAUGGGAUGCCUUACGAUCCUCAAGAGGCUCAUGGAAGGCCCCAGGGGAUGCAAGAUGGUGUUGAUUUUGAAUACCCUUCCUACCCUCAAAGAUCUGACAACUAUCAAUCCAUGGAGUAUCAUGAUAACAGUCUCAAAUAUUCAACAACAGCUACGAGCAACUGGAAGAAAGGCUCAUCAGGCAAAAAUGGCCAGCAAAGACGUUGUUGGAACACAGCAAACUUUCAGUGGAUGAAUAUAAAAAGGGAGAGAAAAUCAUCAGGAUCCUCAGAGAAUGGGACAGGAAAUGCUAAAAAGCCAUUGCCUGAUACAACCACUCCGGAUGAAAAAGAUCAGCAAAUCAUUGAAACCGAAACAAAAGACAACAAUGCCGAACAGAAUACGGGGAAUAAGGAAAAGAGUGAUACACAGGGUGAAUCUGCAGGUAAUAAGAAAAGAGUCUGCUUCACACAAAAGCAAAUUGUUGAACUCGAAAAAGAAUUUCAUUUCAACAAAUACCUGACGAGAGCUAGAAGAGUCGAAAUAUCCCAUGCUUUGCGAUUAUCAGAAUCACAAAUUAAGAUUUGGUUUCAAAAUCGAAGAAUGAAAUACAAACGAGAACAAAAGGAAAAAAUGUGCAGGACAGAAAGAGAUAGAGAGUCGCUGGUGACUGUGCCACCAAACCGUUGUCCAGUUUCUUCUUGUGAGUAUGUUGGAUUUAAUUACAACUCUUCUUGGCCUCACACGUGCCAAGAGCAGCCACCGAUUCUACCACCGAUAACACCUCUGCAGACAUUUUAGAUGACCAAAAAAUUUGAGCAAUGAACAGUUCUAAAAGAAACGGUUCAGUGACAUAUUGUAGUGCACUGUGCGCCAAAUCGUUUCAACAACUGUAAUUUGUCACAAAGUGAUUUAAAAAAUCAUUCAAGAGGGUACUCUUAAAGGACUUAUAGGCAACAAAGAAGUCAACAGCAAAUUUUCUGUUGGGCCUCUGGGGUAAAAAAAUAAAAACUUUGAUGAUAUAAUUUGAAAACCAUAGGGAAGGCUCUUAGUUGUGAUGUACAGUGAUAGCUUAGUCAAGUGGCUGGUCAAAGACGUAAUGAAUUGCGUUGGCUUGCAUUUUCCUCGCAUGCUUUUGAUGAGAGCCAUAUCAGAAAAUUUCUCUAAAAAGGAGCAUUUUGUCAUUAACUGGCUCGUCCAAGUAGAACACAUAACGGAAAUAGCAACCUCGAGAAGCAACAAAUUGCAUUUGUAAACUAUUGGGGUUCUGUAAGCUACUUUCUAGUUGGACUUGCUAUAAGUCUGUCACUUUUAACCUGUAAAAUAAAGAGAGAAAAUGAAAAAAAGGAGAGGGUUGGAGAGUGGCCUGUAAAGCCUAUUUCUGUUUUUCUUGCUCUAUUUUACAGAUGUUGCCUUUUCUGGACUAUUCGAAAUACGAACUAAUUAGUUCUUGAAUAUCUAGAUUGCGAGCAGACUGCGAUUGUUUACAGGACAGAUUGUUCUGUAAGUGAAAAGGCCAGGUCCUGGUCUCGUUUUCGUGUUAUGCCACCUGACAGUAAGCAAUUAUAUCAUGUCAGUAGGACAAGAAAGUUACAACUAAGUGGAUUGAUUGGCCAAUUAAGUGAACGUUAACCCAAACGAAACCUGCUUGGAUAGCAGAACAGAUAAGAUCAUAUUGGAUUAGCGUAAUCUAACAUUUUAUCUGUAGCCACGUCACUGACAAUGUCCCUUAAAUUUAAUCCAUUUCUUGAUUCAUCGCUAAAUAACGUUUGCUUUGGGUCACAGUCAAGCAAUAGAUAGCAGUAGUUUUGGUAUUUCCGAUUCAAAAUAUAUCGCCUUUUAAGGGUUUCUGAAGUUUAGAAUUUGUUAUAUAAAUAGAGAUAUAAGACGUAUAGAUAGCAUUUCGUAGCUAAACCGUAGUUCAUAGCUUUCCUACAAUGCAAAAAGCAAAAAAACAGUAAAGCUUGAAAAACGGGAAGGCAAAUGAAUGGACCGCCUACAUGAACAACAUUAAUGGGUUGUUAUGUGGUCUCUAAUCUUUAAACUGGGAUACCUUUUCACUUACAAACGUCUUAAUUAUAGUUCUAACUGCAACAAUUUAAAGCAAUUUCUCAACAUGUUUUAAGGAAUAUAAACCAAGAAGCAUCUCACAUUCAAAGAACGCGAACACUCUAUUUUAGAUUAACUUUUUUAUGCUAAACUGUGUUUUCUGGUUGAUCACUUCUUUUCUUUUAACCACUCAGAAAAGAGCACUAGCCACAAUGCUUGAAUUUGUGGCUGUUUAAUCUACAAAGUUCUUGUUGCACUUUACCAGGAGAGUUUCACUCUAUAUCGUCAAUAGAGUUCUGGACAAUAGUGAAAGAAUAUUCUCUUGCAAUACAUAGAAAUGUUAUGAACAGCUCUAUUAGUUCUUUUCUUGCUUCCAUAUCCUAUUCCGUAUCACGUGCAUUACACUAAGCUAUUAUUAUAAAAGGGUUAGUUCUUCAACCAACUGUUAUAUCCACUCGAAACGUAACUUAUGUUAUUUCAAAUAAUGUUUAUUUUCUUAAGUAAUAUUUCAGAUAAUUGAUAACAAUGUGCAGCAGUUAGAGACAGCCUUUAUGCGAUGAUUAACUCCAUUUUGACUCUUCAAAAUCGCUUCACUUAAAGUUUUGAUUCAACGUCAACUAGAAAGACACUCUUGGAAAUAUUAGAAUGCAAAAGCAAAUUAUCGAGUAGUUAUUUAAACGAUGGAAAGUUCCUGAAACUAGUUAGCUUGUAGAGUUAUAUUUCAGAAAUUAAAUUAAUGAAGUUCAUACUGGGUAAUCCAUUUUGAGAUGUCUGCUUCGAUGAAAAUAGAAAAUUCUUAAAAAAUAAUAAAAGACUGGUUUGUUUGUCAAGUUUAUUUACGAAAUAUUAGAUCUGAUCUGACCUGUAAAUAAGGCGAUGAUCAUUAGUUCAGUAUUUAAUGGUUUUAUGCUUAACUUAUAGAAAACUUUGCAUGGAAGAUAUUUCCAAAACUACGGUCUAUUUUGAAGUAGCAAUGAGAUCUUAAAUGUAGUUCCUAUGAAAGAAGUCUCAUGUUUUGCAAGUACAAAUCUUUUGGUCACUUUAUUGAUGGAUUGCACAAAGAAAAAUUAAAAUUUAUUGGAAUA